Messenger RNA from Glycine soja, 1443 nucleotides. RefSeq lists its product as uncharacterized. The transcript has a single exon. The record is from RefSeq and is a predicted model, not a curated record. Lineage: Eukaryota; Viridiplantae; Streptophyta; Magnoliopsida; Fabales; Fabaceae. The coding region runs from base 1 to 1443 and encodes 480 amino acids.
AUGGACAUCCCACUGAGAAGCACUAGGAAGUACCUUUUCAAAAAAACAGACCUGUUGAGAUUAAGGGAGCUAGCAUCUUUAGUAAGUGAUCCAGUUGAUUUUCAAGCUCAUCAUGGGAAGUUGCUCAGAAUUCUUAGAGUAGAUGUUGAGGAAGGAUGCCUAGAGACCCUGGUUCAGUUCUAUGACCCGCUCUACCAUUGCUUCACAUUUCCCGAUUACCAGCUUGUCCCCACACUUGAAGAGUACUCCUACCUAGUGGGUUUACCUGUGCCAGACAAGAUACCUUUCCAUGGUUUUGAGCCUACCCCUAAACCCUCUGACAUCGCAGCCGCCCUCCAUCUUAAAACCUCCAUCAUCCAAGCAAACCUUACCUCUAAAGGAGGCCUCCAAGGUCUUCCCACCCACUUCCUCUACCAACAAGCCUCCAUAUUUGCUGAAGCAGCUAGUAUACUUGCCUUCCAUUCUAUCCUAGCCCUCCUUAUAUAUGGCCUUUUACUCUUCCCAAAUGUUGACAACUUCAUCGAUAUCAAUGCCAUUAAAAUCUUUCUUACAAAGAACCCCGUACCCACUCUACUCGCCGAUACCUACCAUUCUAUCCAUGACCGUACCCAGGCUGGCCGGGGAACCAUUUCUUGUUGUGCACCUUUACUCUAUCAGUGGUUUACCUUCCACUUACCUCAAUCCCGUGCCUUCAAGACCAAUGAUGACAAGCUUUCCUGGCCUCGUCGAAUCAUGACUCUUGACCCAUCUGACAUUGUUUGGUACCAAGCAGCUAGUGAUGUUGGAGAGAUUAUUGUGAGUUGUGGUGAAUAUCCCAACGUACCUCUUUUGGGUAUGCGUGGCGGAAUUAGCUACAACCCACUCCUCGCUCGACGACAAUUCGGGUACCCGAUAAAGACAAAACCAAAUAACCUUGCCUUGACUAAUGAAUUCUAUCUUAACCAUGGUGAUCACUCGAACAAAAGGGAAAGAUUCGCACAAGCUUGGAGCGCUAUCCGCAGACUCAGCAGAAGUCAGUUGGGAAAGAAAUCAGACUAUGUGCACGAAUCUUAUACCCAGUGGGUUAUUGAUAGGACCAAGAGCUUUGGCCUACCCUACCGCUUACCUAGAUACCUAUCGUCCACCAUCCCACCAUCAUCCUUGCCUAUCCCCUUCGACACCAAGGAAGAGUUUCAUGAACAAUUAACCAAAGAAAGGCAAGAAAAAGAAACUUGGAAGAGGAGAUGCCAGGAGCUAGAGCAAGAGAAUGAGACUUUGAAGGGGAAGAUAGCCCAACAGAGCCGUGAGCUUUUUAUCCAGAACCAGAGGAUGAUUGAGAAGGACGACUUGCUUCGUCGGAAAGACGUUUUGCUCCACCAAGAUGCUAGAAGGAAGAGGAAGUUUAUGGACUUGUUCUCCCGUGCACAUUCAGAUUCCGAGGACCCAUCUACUCCGGGAGUUUGA